Messenger RNA from Knipowitschia caucasica, 6582 nucleotides. NCBI's taxonomy places the organism in Eukaryota, Metazoa, Chordata, Actinopteri, Gobiiformes, Gobiidae. The record is from the annotation of a GenBank genome assembly.
AUGAAAUCUCACAAUGACUGCUUCCUCGGCUCAGAGGCUGUGGAUGUGGUGGCAGAACACCUUAAGCUCUCCAUGAAUAUUGAAGGUGUAUAUGUGACGCGUGAUAAAGUGCAGUGUGUGUGCCAGGCACUGUUGGAUUGCAAUGUUUUUGAGGUGGUGGGAACAAAAUCAGCUGGAAAAGACAAGAAGCAACUGUUUCAGGACUGUAAAAACUCUCUUUACAGGUUCAUUGGUGUACAUAUACCAUCUGUUGACGAGCUUGAGAGGGGAGUUCUUGCUGUGGGACUUCAACACUUUUUUUGCAAUGUCCCAUUAGAAAGACUUGAGGAGCAGACAAUUCCCAAUAGAUCUCAUGUUGAAAUGGUCGUUCCCGACAUGGACAACCUGACACUGGAGGCCGCUGUUAACAGUUUGACUCCAAGUCCAAGAAAGGUCCAAGCAGAAGCCAAAUUACCACAGUCAUUUAUCAAUGAAGUUUGGCAGGAGCUGACUCUGCUGCGUCUCUUGAACUUGGUGGAAGUCCCUGUGCUGGAUGGGAUUCUCCAGUACAGUCCAACUCCAGCGUCUCCUCAAAAAGAGCAGCAGCUGCAUAAUAGCUCACAUCUCGUUCACAGCAGCCACUUUCUUGAUCGGAAGAUUCUCGAAGCUUUUAGGGACUCCCAGGAGGAUGAGUGGCUGAGAGCUGCCUUGAAUUGUCUGGAUUAUCUGCCGGACCAGUUUGUGGUGGAUUUGAGCAGGGCACUCUCUCGAUGCUUCUCUGAUGAUCCUAGUGAAGUACAAGAGUCAAGUUAUGAACAGCCCGUGCUUUCGUCUGGCAGUUUAAAUGAGUUUAAGCUUUUGGUGUAUGGAGCCUUGGCCAAGCACUACAGCCACACAGCCAGAGCUCCACUGAUGCCUCAACACAUGACUGACAUUUACAACGCCAUCAUUGAACUACUUGUGACAGCCAAGUUGGGCACGGCUCUGGAGGCCUUGCAGUUGUGUCUGAAGCUGUUGCCCCACAACAAUAGAGAAGAGCUGUGUCGACUGUUGACCUUCAUGGCUCUGGCAGCCAAACCACAGGCAGUCAAACUAGAGACCGAAAUGGUAAACAGAUUAGCAGUGAAGAGGUCAUUCUCUAGGGCCAUUCUUCACAGCAAAAGUCUCACAAAGGAAAAAGAAGACCUGAUGGUUGUCUUCAUGCUCAGCAAUAUCCAUGAAAUCUUUAAGAUUCCUGGUGCUCUGCACAAAGAAGUGAGUGACAAGUUAGCACAACAUGUUCAAGGAGAGCCUGGUGUGACUGGCUCUUCAUAUUGUAUUCAGAUCUCAAAAAGAAGAUAUGCAGACUCAACAAAGACAACUACCAAUGAAGAAUUAUGGAAACUAUUGGACAAUAUUCACUGCAUCAACACGGUCCACGCUAACGUUAGCCAUCUCAAAUCGUUUGGAUAUAAAAGUACUUCAGGGCUGCAGUUAAUAUUAAAGUCCAGGAUGCCCAAAGAUUCAGAUGAGUCCAGGGAAGGGGGAGCAGCAUCAAAAGAAGAGAAGCCUGAGAAAACAUCAGAGAUGGUGAGGAAUAGAGGGCGAGGACAAACCCCAAGCCCACACAGAGGAAGCGCUCCUCAAGCCAGUCCUCUCCCUGGGUGUGUCUCCACUGAAGAUCUCAUGGAAGCCGCUAAAGGAGUCGCUAAUAUGGCUUUGGCCCAUGAGAUUGUUGUGAACCAAGUUUUUCAAGUGAUGCCCUCAGAACUUCCAGAAGAAAGUUUGGAACGCAAAGUCAAGGAGAUUAUGCACAAAGCAUUUUGGGAUUCUUUGGAUUCACAACUAAAGGAUGAGCCUCCUUCGUAUGACCAUGCUAUUAAAUUACUAACUAGUAUUAAAGAGACUCUCUUGGGUUUCUUGCUACCUGGUCACGGGCAAAUGCUUCGACGUCGCAUUGAGGAAGUUUUGGACCUGCCCCUGAUUCAGCAGCAGGCUGAGAAAGGAGUGCUCAAUAUUGCGCAGCUUUCCCAGUUCAUUGUUGGCAUGAUGGGGAGUCUGUGUGCUCCAUGUAGAGAUGAGGAUAUCAGUAAGCUAAAAGAGAUCACAGAUAUAGUACCACUGUUGAAAUCCAUUUUCAAUGUGUUGGACCUGAUGAAGCUGGACAUGGCUAACUUUACUGUGAGCAGCCUCAGGCCUCAUCUGAUGCAGCAGUCAGUGGAGUAUGAAAGGACCAAGUUCCAGGAGUUUCUUGAUAAACAACCUAAUGCCUUGGAUUACACUGAGAAGUGGUUAACGGAUACUUUAAACACUAUUGGAGAGCCGGCUGUUGCCGGUGCUUCUGAUUGUCCAUCUAUUCUUCCACUGAACGUUCAUAAUCGGGCCUAUCUACGCCUGCUCAGAUGGGACCACUCUGCAGAACCCUUCCCAGAGACCAUAUUAAUGGAUCAGAUGAGGUUCCUGGAGAUGCAGCAAGAAGUUGAGCACCUAGUUUUACAGUCUUCUAUCCUUCUCAUUGUAUACACUACGACAGGAGAAGCAAUAUCAGGCUUACCUGGACUAAUGGACACACUAAAAACCACUGUUAAUGUCAUGCUAGCUGACAUGCACUCCUCGACGUUUUCUGCACAAGAUGCUUUAUCCUCCAUUGGGGAGAAAUUGUGUGUUGAGCUUAAUGACUGUCUGAGCCAGCAUGGUUACUCCCAAUACUCAACUGACACAAAAGCCACUUUAAAGGGGCAGAUUAAUGCAGCUAUCCUACCAGACAAUGCAGUUCGAAAACUCAUAGAAUCUAGAGUUCACAGUUAUCUACUCACUUCUCUGGAGUCUACUCAACAACCGACCCAGUCAGCACUACCAGGAGGUUUGGCCCCGGUGGGCAAAGAGCUGAGGGAGCUGGCUGUUCGCUUUAGUCUCGUUCUUUUUGAAGGUAUGGCCUCACAAGUCUUGAUCUACCCAUCGCACCCGCACUCAACUCAGACAAGUGCCUUAGGAACCAGCAGUAGUGGUACCGGCAGACAGCCAAGUGAAGCCCAUUGUGGUAACACCAGCAGCAGAGCCUUUCAGCAUCGACCCCCACCCAAAACCUAUGUGAUCGGAGUCAACUACGGUAUCGCAUAUCCCAACAACGUUAUUCCAUCAGGUACCACCCAGAGAUGUGAGCAAAAGACCGGUAAAGGUGGAGAACAACCACAGGACAAGAGCUGUGCUGGAGGCAUGCAGAUAGUAGAGGAGGUAUCUGCUGUGCUUCCGGCCGCUGUGACCAUGUUACAAAGCAGCUCAAGGAACAAUGCAGACACUGUGAGAGGAGGGGGUGAGGGGCUGCCACUCGCUCAGCACAAGGGGAGUGGCACUGGGACGGCUGCGGAUGGGACAGAAAAUAGGCCCAAGGGGAGCAAUGAGACUGGGGCUGGAGCCACAGUAACCAGGACCGGAAGUGGGGAUGGGGACUAUCAGCUAGUCCAACAUGAGGUUUUGUGCUCCCUGAAGAACAGUUAUGAAGUGUUGGAGUUCUUGGGUCGUGGGACUUUUGGUCAGGUAGUAAAGUGCUGGAAGAGAGGAACCAAUGAAGUUGUGGCUGUGAAAAUCCUGAAAAACCACCCCUCCUAUGCACGGCAGGGACAAAUUGAGGUGGAGAUACUGGCCCGUUUGAGCAACGAGAACGCAGAUGAGCACAACAUCGUGCGUGCACUGGAGUGCUUUCAGCACCGCAGUCACACCUGCCUGGUCUUUGAAAUGCUGGAGCAAAACCUUUAUGACUUUUUAAAACAGAAUAAGUUCAGUCCACUGCCACUCAGGAUCAUCAGGCCCAUUUUGCUGCAGGUGGCCACAGCUUUAAAAAAGCUCAAGUGUCUGGGUUUGAUUCACGCAGACCUAAAACCUGAAAACAUCAUGCUUGUGGACCCCUCCCGACAGCCCUACAGAGUAAAAGUAAUUGAUUUUGGUUCUGCAAGCCAUGUCUCCAAAGCAGUCUGCUCCACAUACCUCCAGUCCAGAUACUAUAGGGCUCCAGAGAUUAUUUUAGGCCUGCCAUUUUGUGAGGCCAUCGACAUGUGGUCACUGGGCUGUGUUAUAGCAGAAUUGUUCCUGGGCUGGCCCCUGUACCCCGGAGCUCUGGAGUAUGAUCAGAUCCGGUACAUUUCUCAGACUCAGGGGCUUCCGGGUGAGCACCUGUUGAACAAGGGGACCAAGACAUCUCGCUUUUUCACCAAAGAGUCCGACUCUCCCUAUGCCUCGUGGAGACUUAAGACAACAGAAGAGCAUGAGAAAGAAACGGGGCUUAAAUCCAAAGAGGCUCGAAAGUACAUCUUCAACUGUUUGGAUGACAUGGCACCCGUGAACUUGGUGCUGAUUCCCGACAACUGUGACAUGCAGGCAGAGAAGGCUGACCGCAGGGAGUUUGUGUCUCUGCUGAAAACGAUGCUCUUGAUAGACGCCGAGGACAGAACGGUUCCCUCCAACGUGCUCAAUCAUCCCUUCCUCACCAUGACUCACCUGCUGGACUACCCACACAGUAGCCACGUGCAGUCAUCGUUCCGUGUCAUGGACAUGUGCCACUGUCGAGUCGGUGGCGUGUUUGAGGCUUUGAACCAGAACACCAUCCAUUUCCCGCGGCCGCCUGUGCCCCCUACUGCCCCUGUUAUCCCACUUGGCUACAGUAACAUACCAGUCCACACUCAGACUAUCACCCAAUCAGCACAGUUGCAUCCUGGGAUAGCUUUAUCAACCACCAACAACCAGUUUGGCCUCGGUGACUCAUUCCCUCCACCUGCCCUUCUACUCUGUCCUCCAUCCAUGCAAGGAAAUAUUAACCAACCAGCAGGGUAUUCUGUUCCCAUGGUUACUCAGGCCCCACCCAUACAACCACUACCGGUGAGACCAGGGCUUAUAGCUCAGCAGGCUUGGUCUAGUCGAGGACAACAGCUCCUUGUCCCAGCGGCUUGGCAACAGAUGACUCCUGUUGGACCUCCUCCCUCGCACCCUCCUCCCCCUCCUCCAUCAGCACUCAACGACACAAAUACGUCUGGCCCCCAACGUAUUGAUUGGGGGAAAGUACGUCCUCACAGCAGUCAUUACAACUCAAUGAUUCAACAGUCGUUACUCACAAAUCAGAUGCCCACUCAUCAGCCCAUUAAUGUUGGAAUAGCGCAUGUCGUGUGGCCUCAGCCCACGAGUAAGAGAAACCGGCACAAUCACAACAGAAAUCUUUCUCAACCCACUAACAUCCACACAUCAGUUUGCCGCACCCCCAAGAUGGCAGACGUUGUGGGGCAAAUUGGCACAACAACAAAGCCGUCAUCACAGAGAGAUGCUCCGGAAGUGGAGAACAAGGCCCCAGUCGCUCAAAACACCAGCAAGGAGGAAACAGACGCUGUGAAGAAUGUGACCUGCUACAAAGACGAAGUGCUGAACAGUAAGAGGCAGGCCGACAGUCAUCCCCAGAGAGAUGUGGCGGUGUUGAUGGGAGACACGCCCAGCCCCUCUCCCAGUGUCAUCAGCAUCCACAGCGAGGCCACGGACGGAGAGGCUGAGGAGGAGCCACCCUUGUGUCGUCUGAGAGGGUGCAAAGAGGAGUGUGCCUGUGAGGCUUGUCGAAGCACCAGUCUGUCUAUGGAGAGGGUGUGCUCUCUCAGCAGCCCUGAGAGCAGUCUGAGCACCAGCUCUUUUGCCUCUAACUCAGUUCAGUCCAGCCCCUCCGCCUCUCCGUGCAAGAGGCCCAACAGCAUGUCAGAGGAUGACGGUCAUGAAAGUGGUUGUGAGACGGUCGAGGGGUCACCCACGUCUGACGCAUCCGCUUCUCCACGUGGCAACAGCUCCUACCAUUUCCUGGACAGCAACAGUAACCAUAGUAACCACUCUGCUUUGGCUGCUGUGGCACCGCUCUCUGCUCCGGCCUCACAGAACCGGGCUCCUCGUGGUGUGAGGACGAUGGUGGUUCCCCCCAUGAGAGUCCACAACAACCCCACACGUGGGACAGAAGACCGAGUGCACAGAAUGGAGUCCUGGUCCCGGUCCAAAGGGCGUUGCAACCCAGGACAGCAGAGGCACCAUUCGUCAGGCCCCCUCCACCCCCCCGUCCCUCACCUUUCCCGACAGCAAAAGCUUUCAGGACAACAGGCCCACCUCUUGGGCUUUGGGCAGGUGCAGCAGUACGGUUCCAACCACAGCAAAGAAUGGAACGGCAACUUUGGGCCUCUGCGACCUCAUGCCUUCAUCACCCCAAAUGUCCACACACACACUUUCCCACACCUGCCCCACAGCAGCCCCACGCACACUUCAGCCCCCACCCUGCUGUCCUACCCGGGCAACGCCACCCACCACCCGCACCACAUCCUGUCUUCUCGCCCUCCCCCUCUCCUCCAGCACAGCUACGGGCUGUCCCACCAAGGAGGAGCAAUAGUCCACCAGGUGACCCUCGGCAUCAGCACCCACCCGCACCACCAGCCCGCCUACGGCCCCCACCCACACCAGCAGCCUGCAUACGCCCACCACCCGCACCACCCGUUCAAGCCCCCUUUCCCGCCGCCCGCCCAUCCAUAUAUGGCAUCACCGGCCACGGCUUACACCGGCUUUCCUCUGAGCCCCACCAAGCUCAGCCACCACCCCCAGUUCUCAUAUAUCUGA